ACCUCAGUUCAAUGAAUCUUUAGCGCCACGACCAUUUCUCUCUUGCUCCAAUCGCUCUCAGUGCGUCAGCCUCUACGGUCGAAAACUGUGCACUAUAUUUUCGCACCAUAUAAAAACAUCUGCAAUUGGGUCACUCCUUGACCACCAUCUUACGUCUUGCCUUCCCACACAUCCGAAGAACUUCCGCAAUCAUGUCGGCCCCUCACUUCUGGUCAACGCCAUUGCGAUACCUUCGCUGGGCCUCACACGAAAAGCCUGCCAUUUUCUACUCAAUUGUUCUCGGUUCCUUCGGCCCUGUCUCUCUCGCUGUCGUACCGCCCAUCCGCCGCUACUUUGGUGACGUUGAUCCUGAGACGAUUCCGCUUUCGUAUCCAAGUUUUUCCUAAGGGUCCUCGUGUGAUCCCUCAAGGCUUCGACGACGAGUAGAUAUAUUUACGCCUGUGAUAUGGAUUCACUAGUGUUAGGCCGAACCACCGGUCUUUACUGGCCAAAUUUGACUGUGUUUUGAUAUUGUCUGGGAAUUGAGAGGAAGGCAGCCAAAGAGCGAACAACUUCCCCAGUGGUUACCGGACAGCAAACGAGUUUCACAUAAUUUGAAACAUUUCAUUAUCGGUAUUCUCAAAUUGGUGGAGUUGAUAUUGUACAUAUAGAAGUGGAUGGACUCGAAGCAUACAACCUAUUUUCCUGUGUUGAAGUGAUGCAAUAAAUUGCCAUUAUCGAAGUGU
This is a messenger RNA of Talaromyces stipitatus ATCC 10500, 725 nucleotides long. Its product is annotated as NADH-ubiquinone oxidoreductase 9.5 kDa subunit, putative. NCBI's taxonomy places the organism in Eukaryota, Fungi, Ascomycota, Eurotiomycetes, Eurotiales, Trichocomaceae. Bases 192 to 386 code for a protein of 64 amino acids. The record is from RefSeq and is a predicted model, not a curated record. The transcript has 2 exons.